AUGGCGACCACUUCCGUUUCGUCGACCCCGCACCCGCACCUGGGGUGGAUUGGUCUCGGAUCCAUGGGCAUUGGUAUGGCUGUCAACUUACAGAAGCACCUGGUACAAAAUGGCGCACCAAGUCUACAGUACUACAAUCGCACAAUGUCUCGAGGUGAACGGCUCGAGACCAUCGGGGGAAUCCCGCGGCCCGACAUCAAACAACUCUUGACCAACUCAGACAUAAUAUUCAUGUCUCUCAGCGAUGAUGCUGCCCUUGAGACGAUGCUGGAUGCCAUCCUUGGAAACGUGUCUCCCGAAGAUCUGGCCGACAAAAUUAUCGUUGAUACCUCAACUGUCCACCCUCUUUCAUCAGCCAAAGCCCGAGAACGUCUCUUGGAAAAGAAGGCCAAGUUCAUUGCGGCCCCAGUCUUCGGUGCAAGCCCUGUUGCUGCGGAGGGGAAAUUGCUCUGGAUCAUUGCUGGUCCGAAUGAUGCAGUCGACGCCAUCAACCCGUUCAUCGUUGGAGUAAUGGGGCGAGGGGUGAUUCGCCUCGGCGAGGAUGUUCAAAAGUCCAGCAUGAUGAAGACCGCCGGAAAUUUCGUCACCGCUGGAAUGAUGGAGCUUGUUGCAGAGGCCCACGUGUUUGCCGAAAAGACCGGCCUUGGGAGCGAGGCUAUGGAAGCUCUGAUUGAGCAGCAAUAUGGCCCUCUCGCAUUGUCAAUGUCCAAACGUUUGACAACCGGUGCUUACCUCCCCGCACAAGGCCAAAGACCGUGGUCCGAUCUUGGACUCGCAUUGAAAGAUGUUGGACACGGGAUCGACUGUGCUGGAAAAUCUGGUACUCGACUAGAAGUCGCUGAGGUUGCCCUGAAACACCUGCAAGAAGCCAAAGAAUUCUCAGAUGCACAGGGCCGGCCAUUGGAUUCAUCGUCAAUGUAUGGAAUCUUGCGCAAGGAAGCCGGCUUGUCAUUCGAGACGGACUUUGUCAAGAAACGAGACGGGUCUGAACUAUGA
This is a messenger RNA of Colletotrichum aenigma, 996 nucleotides long. It is a transcript of the gene yfjR-3, whose product is annotated as putative oxidoreductase YfjR. The record is from RefSeq and is a predicted model, not a curated record. The transcript is spliced from 3 exons. Bases 1 to 996 code for a protein of 331 amino acids. NCBI's taxonomy places the organism in Eukaryota, Fungi, Ascomycota, Sordariomycetes, Glomerellales, Glomerellaceae. Gene Ontology annotation, molecular function: NADP binding; oxidoreductase activity, acting on the CH-OH group of donors, NAD or NADP as acceptor; NAD binding.